Messenger RNA from Darwinula stevensoni, 1873 nucleotides. The record is from the annotation of a GenBank genome assembly. NCBI's taxonomy places the organism in Eukaryota, Metazoa, Arthropoda, Ostracoda, Podocopida, Darwinulidae.
AAUUUUUCCUUCUUUUUUGGUCAGAUUGCACGCACAGCGUUAGGUCUGGCGUUUACCGCGCGUCUAUGGAACAGCAAGAUUCCUCGUGCAAGGGCUGAAUGAGGUUCUCCGAAGAGAAAAUAAUCAUGGAAGACGUCAUCGAUCCCUUCGACUCGCUGGACGCCAUGAUCAAGCAAGAAGAUCUUCAAAAAUUCGUUUUAUUCAAGACGCACUACAGGAAGUACAUGGAAGUAUAUCUGGCAUACGAGGAGCUUUUGUGCAAGCUGGGCGAAUGCGAGGAGGAACUCGAGGCCCUCCGGGCGGCGGAUAGAGAAGCAGGAGAGGAAUUGGAAUUCAUUCGGUGUCAGUUGAGAGAACGGGAAGACGACAUCUUCGCUUCCGACGAGAAAGUCACCCAACUCGAAUGCGAACUCGAAGAGGAAAGAGCAUACGCGUGUUGCCUCCAAGAGCAGCUGGACCGAGCGAAGGAAGAGAAGGAAAGUCUAUUGACGGAGAACCGGACCCUCCGGCACGAGAAGAACGAGCUCAAUCUCAGAUGCCAGCUCCUCAAGUCCAAGAGUUCGGACGACACGAUGACACGGAGCGCAGAGAGGCGGAGACUGCAGAAAGGAUUGGAGGACCUCACGCGAGAACGGGACGAGUGGAAGAGUCAAUGGAUGGAUCUUCGCGAAAAGGUGAAGGGCAUGGAGGAGAUGUGGAGGGGGAGCCCAGGCGAGGGAUUCCGAGCGGUGGUCCGUGCCGGGAUCGGUCACUUGACCUCCUGUCCCCGGUCCCGGUCCCAGUGCAGGUUCUGCAACCGAGUCUGGUCGCAGUCGCACCUCUCUUCGUCUUCCGAUUCCUCUUCCCCUGCCUCCAUGGACUCCGAUGCCAAAGAAAGAUUGUCUGGGUGGCUGAGCACGACGUACAAGGCACUGUGCCAGGCCAUGACGGAAUUGGCGAGCGAUCCGGAAGUGCAAGUGCAAACACCCUCCCCCUGUGAUUCUUCCUCGCAUUCCGAUUCGAGCAAGGACGACUCAGGGUUCGAAGACAAACUGGAAGAGGAGCCGCCGCAGCCCGAGACUUUGUCGGUGCCGAAGCCGAUACUGAGACCGACGUCGAAGCCAGAAGAAUCGGAAGCCAAAGAGCCGAAGCCAAAGACGAGGAGACGCUGGAGCAUGGGAUCGUCGAAGAAGACGAGCCAUUCGCAGAUGCAUCGAAUUCCGUUCGGAGAACCCUUGCCUCGAUGCCCUCUGGUCCAGCACGAGACGGACCUCGACCUCGGGGACACCAGUUCGGACGAGGGCUGCCCGGCACCGAAGCCCCCGAUGCCCUCGACGGAGGCGAAGGAGGAGGAAAACGUGGAGAAGGGAGGGUUCGGGUCCAUGCGACGCCUCCUCCACCGCAUGAGUGCCAGGAUGAAGAAGAGGAAGAAGCGUCCGGAGAAGUAACAUCGAAGGAGAAAUCCAGGGCAGCAAUCACAUUCCGUCGGCCCCGACAUAUCACUUCGGUUCGCAUAAAUUAGCGACUGGGUCCCAUCUCGAUUCCUCCCUGCUUUCAUUUUGUGCCAUGGACGACGUCGAUUUCGAGAAGUGUAUUCCUUAGCUCCGUCGUGGAGUUUGAUUUCAGGACCGAAAAGCCUUGUCCGAGUGACGGAAAUCUUCCAUAAUCUUCAGACAUGUGUGAUAAGACGGUGGAACGGAAUGGUGUCUUCAGAUUCGUUUUGAAAAAAAAUUCGCCCUUCGUAGAGUUUUACUACAACCAGUUGCGAAAAUUUCAUAAUUGAUUCUACGCUAUGAGCCUGUGACAGUUGUCCGUUUCGUGUGACUUUCCGAGAGACUUGUCCACAUCGUGCGAUUUUUCAUCAGGGGAAUAAAACACGGCCUUUUGUUGACAC